Molecule: messenger RNA, 3306 nt
Organism: Labeo rohita (rohu)
Lineage: Eukaryota; Metazoa; Chordata; Actinopteri; Cypriniformes; Cyprinidae
Gene: senp5
Product: SUMO specific peptidase 5
Biological process (GO): protein desumoylation
Cellular component (GO): nucleus
Molecular function (GO): deSUMOylase activity
Source: RefSeq, a predicted model, not a curated record
CAUCAUCGACGUGCGCCGCGUUCGGUGUGCGACCAUAACAACGCCUGAAAACCCUCACUUUUAUCGAUAUCAUUGAUAGUGAAUUAUUGAUCAGAAUUUAUUCGCACUGCCUUUAAGGUCCUGCACACCUCAUCCCUGAGACCGACACACGACAUUUUUCAACGUGCAGAUUAGAAAACUGCAUCCAAACUGCCAAGAAUUCCAAUUCCAAGAUCCAGCGUUUCCGUUUUAAUGGAGGAAUCCUGCUAAAAACACAAAACGGGUGGAGAGGAUCCCGUGAGGAAUGGGGUAGAGUUUGCGAUGAGGGUCCCGGCAGCAAAUAGCUCCAUUAGGGCAGAAUCGGGCUCGGGUGAGAUGCCUGAAAAUGGACGCUCCAGGAGGAAACGGGUGCCGAAGACGUGCGACUGCUGCGGGCCCAACGGCAAGCCCCACGUGCCAGGACACGAGCAGGUGUCGAAGAAGCGUGGCCGCAAGAAGAAAGAGAUGGUGAGCCAAGAAGAAGUAGUGGCGGCGGAGGAGGAGGUGGUGAGCUCGUCGGCAGCGGACUCAGUUGUGACUUUGGAAGCGGACGCAACUUCUGAGAUGGAGGAGGCACCGUCUCCUAAAGAGAAGCCAGACCUUUCUCAAACUGAGAGUGGGAGUGAAAGCACCGUCAUCGUGAACGGCUUGGAGAACAGCGCUCAUACCAACUGUGCGCAUCCCAGUGACACCAAAGAGCUGAGCUCCACAGAGCAGAGUUGUCCUGUUGAGAGCAGUUCUGCCACACAGAAUGACUUAAUACAGAAACCCCAUGAUUCUUCCUUGAUCAGCACAGAGCCAGACGUUUCCACUCACUCUGAUGCAAUGGAAACCGAGCCGCCCAGCUUGAGCGCUGGUGUAAACAAGGCUUUCUGGGACCAUCACUACUGCAAACCCAUCGCUGGAGAGAACAGGAACGACUCAACGGACCAGACGGGCCAAUCGACGGCAUUACCUCCUGUUGAAUUCACAACUGAGGGCAUCAUUGAGUGUAUUCACGAAUUCCUGGAGCAGUUCUAUGGGAAAUACGGAAGCUUCACCCCGUUAAGUGAUACCGACGUGCUUGAUCACUUAAAUAAGAUGUUUCAGUCUGAUCUAAAUGACAGGAUGAAGCUGAUAACGGCAGAAGUGGUCAAGUACAGGGCUGGUCUGGCCUGUGCUCCUAUGCAUUUCUUCCAAGUGACCUACAACAAGCACACUUUGACCUUAGAUGACCUUUCAACACUUGAUGACCAAAACUGGGUCAAUGAUCAGGUGAUUAACAUGUAUGGAGAAUUGAUCAUGGAAGCUACAAAUCAUAAGGUUCAUUUCUUCAACAGUUUUUUUUACAGACAGUUUGUAGCAAAAGGUUAUGAAGGAGUGAGACGAUGGACCAAAAAGGUUGAUCUGUUUUCUAAGACAUUGAUUCUGAUUCCUCUCCACCUGGAGAUCCACUGGUCGCUCAUAACCGUGGACGUCUCCAAGCAAAGCAUCAACUUCUACGACUCCCAGGGCAUCCUGUUCAAGUUCGCUGUGGAUAACGUCAUGAAAUACAUCCUGGCAGAAGCGAAAGAGAAGAAGCAACCCGUCUUUCAGAAGGGCUGGAAGAUGGUCAUCAACAAGACCAUUCCACAGCAGAAGAAUGACAAUGACUGUGGAGUUUUUGUCUUGGAGUACUGCAAGUGCCUGGCGUUCAUGAAGCCGCUGCUGUUCACUCAAGAGGACAUGCCAUGCGUCCGCAAGAGGAUCUACAGAGAGCUGUGUGACUGCAGACUGUCUGACUGUCUAAACCAAGACAAAGCCACAUAGAUCUCAAAGACUCAUAGACUCGUGUCUGAAUGAACACAACAGGAGCGAAGGGACUUCACAACAAGACAAAGAAACCCAAAGUUCUGGUCAGGCAAAGCUAGCAAUUCCCAAUAUUUGAGCCUGUCCAAUCAUUCCUGUUGGUUCAGCCACUGAAAAGGCUUGCUGGAGUUUUUCAGGUCACGUUUACCUCUUCGCAUUACAUCGGCGGCUCAGAUAUGCCUUUUUCCAGCGUCCUCAACCUUGAAAUUAACAAAGCCUGUGACGACCUCUCAGAGAACCAGGUGGCUGUUCGGAAACGAGAAAAUCCUCAGCAACGGAGACGUUUUUUCGUUUUCUGGCAACCACAAAGAAGCGUGUGGAUAUUUUGUUUAAACGUAUUUUAUUUUAAAUUUCAUUUAUGACGUUCAUCUUAUAACACAGCCAUAACACAGAUUAUGUGUUUAUAUCAGGUUUCUUUUUGUAAAGAGCAUAGGUUUUGCUUUGCAGUACAAAACUUGAAGGACUUUCAUCGUUUAUAAAUGUCACACCGCUGUUGAGGUACAGAAGCAUUUAUAAAGGCUUUUAAUGAAUGUACUGUUAAACACCAGAAUCCUACUUGUACAGACAAGCUUGUAACUUGAAAGCAAAUUUUGUGGCGAUACCCUUAAAGUCCUGGACCAGAUUGCUUUUUUGGAUCAUCCUCAAAAUAUGUUCCCAGAUGUUCUGCGGUUUCUAAUGAAAAAGCCGCAGGAUUGAUGCUUAAUAUCAAGCUGCUUGCUGUAAACCGCCGGCAUUAUUUGGCCAUUCUGUUGUUGCAAACUGCUGUUCUCUCACUUCUGAGCACUUUCCGUUGUUUUUCUCGAAUACGUCAACGGUUAAAAUAGAUUUUGUAGCAUGUAGACUUGUCAUUAAUUGAAGUCAGUUAAAGGUCAUUUUUAAAUGAGCACAGAGCAGUGAAAGCUGCAGGUUUUUGCCUUUUAUUUAUACUCUUAUUAAUGGUGAAGAUUGAUUUGAAAAACAUCAUCUAAACCAUUCUGUCAUAAGCUGAAGGCCAAGCUAAAAAGCUUGUUGCGGUUGUGAUUUGCUUGAGUUGUCAUCAUUACAGCCAUCUUUUCUGUUCUGUGACGCGCGUUUUUUCUACCUUGUGAUGCAGUUUGGUACAAAAAUGUCAGGAUAGUAAAUUUAUACUUUUGUCGGUGACCCACCAUUCAAGAGCGAUACUGUCAUUUAGUUACUUGAACUUUACCAACGAAUCAUAACCUCAGACUGAGUUUCUGACUACUAGUUUCAUCAUUAUUUAAAAAUACAUAAAACCAUGUUGAAUAACCAGUGUUGUGUCUGUUAUUGUGUUUGCAAAUGCGUAUGUAUGAAAGGUGGUUAACCCUCACAAGAUGCUGAUUUUCCACCUCAAGGUCAGUGUAAAUGUUAAAAACUUUCAAAACCCUGUUAUCCAAAUAGUUUAGAAUGCUGUUUUUAAAGUAAUAAAGUAGUUUUAUAUACAUUGAAAUGGGCUGAAGUUCA